Molecule: messenger RNA, 2421 nt
Organism: Erigeron canadensis
Lineage: Eukaryota; Viridiplantae; Streptophyta; Magnoliopsida; Asterales; Asteraceae
Product: protein ENHANCED DISEASE RESISTANCE 2-like
Exons: 18
Coding region: 53-2293 (746 amino acids)
Molecular function (GO): lipid binding
Source: RefSeq, a predicted model, not a curated record
AUUUUUUGUUAUAGAUUUCAUAAUCUUUUAAUAAUAUAUAAAGUUUAGAAGAAUGGAAAUGUUGAAAUCUGAUGGAAGAAUGGAAGGAUGGUUGUAUCUUAUUCGAUCUAACCGGUUUGGAUUGCAAUAUACUCGAAAACGAUAUUUCAUUCUUGAAGAAAACUGCCUCAAAAGCUUUAAAUCUAAACCCACAUCAGAUUCACAGAAGCCACUAAGAAGUGCAAUUGUAGAUUCUUUCAUUCGGGUCACAGAUAAUGGAAGAGAAAGCUUCAGUAGAAAAGUGUUCUUCAUUUUCACCCUUUACAAUACUUCGAAUCACAGUGAUUGUCUUAAGUUGGGAGCAAGCAAUCCAGAAGAAGCUGCAAGGUGGAUACAUUCUUUACAAGAUGUUGCAAUGGAACCAGGAACGAAUUCAAAGAGAAGAUGGCAGCCAUUUAGACUGAAUGACUCUAAGAGUGGUGCUCGUAAACGUUCUGUGGAUUGGACCUCAUCUGCAUCCAUGAAUGUUGAUGCUAUGACAUCUGAUGUGAUUGCACCUUCGCAAUGGAAAAUAUUCGGUUGUAAAAAUGGGCUGCGGCUGUUCAAAGAAGCAAGAGAUAAUAAUAAUAACUCAAGUACAUCGAGUGAUUAUCCAGCUAUAAUGGCGGUCGGUGUAAUUGAGGGAACUUGUGAGGCUGUUUUCAGAACUUUCAUGUCACUUGGCGUCUCUAGAUCAGAAUGGGACUUCUGUUUCUAUAAUGGGAGUGUAGUUGAGCACCUUGAUGGUCAUACAGACAUUGUACACAUUCAGCUAUGUCGUGACUGGCUACCAUGGGGAAUGAGUCGAAGAGAUUUACUUUUGCGACGAUACUGGAGAAGAGAGGAUGAUGGGACUUACGUAAUUCUAUGCCAUUCGGUAAUCCAUAGCAAGUGUCCACCCCAACAAAACUAUGUUCGUGCUUGGCUUCAAAGUGGUGGAUUCGUGGUGAGUCCUUUGAAUCAGGGAAAAGAAUGUGUGGUCAAACACAUGCUUUCCAUAGAUUGGAAGGUAUGGAGAUCAUACUUGCCCAAAACACCUGCUCGGUCAAUGACUAUUCGGAUGCUUGGAAGAGUUUCAGCACUGAAAGAACUAUUUCGGGCAAAAGGAGGUGACCAAUUUCCAUCUGAGUUUUUAACUGGAGAGGUUGAAUCACUUCAAACUGGUGAUGAACAAACUAAGCAAGAAGCAGAUUUGAUGCAAUUUGAAGAUGAGAAAAUGGAAGACGCGAAUGAUGCAUCGGUUUCAUGUUCAUCAAGUCUUAUUGGGUUAAAUGAUACAUCUGAUGAAUUCUAUGAUUUCCCUGAACCUUCUGAAAAUAAGAAAGAUAAGACCACACUAGACGAAGAAGAGGAAGAAAGUUUGUUGGUAUGCCUUCUUAUAACAGACUUAAUAUUUUUUCAAAAUUUGUUCUUUCAAUCUUUGAACUUGGCCUUUUUGUUUAUGCAGCCUAAACAACUAUCAACAGCUGCCAGUUUCGUGAAAAAGUUGCAUAGUCUUACUUCUCAAAAGAAGGGUUACCUGGACUCACUAGAUGUCGAGUGGGACUCCACUUUACCACAUUGUUACGGGUCAACUUUGCUAAAAGAUUUGAGCUGUAAUGCACCUUGCACUUGGGCAGCUUCUGAUCCAUCUUUAUUUCUUGUUCGUGGACCGAAUUAUCACAAAGACAAUCAAAAGAAUAAGGCCAAGGGUACCAUGAUGGAAAUGGUUGCUGCGGACUGGUUACAAUCUGAUAAACGUGAAGAUGAUCUUGCAGGCCGUUCUGGAGGCAUUGUUCAGAAAUAUGCAUCACAAGGUGGACCGGAGUUUUUCUUUGUCAUCAACAUACAGGUCCCAGGUGCGACCACGUACAACCUUGUUCUGUACUACAUGACAAGAACUCCUUUGGAAGAAUCUCCUUUACUAGAACGCUUUGUAAAUGGAGAUGAUACAUUUAGAAACUCAAGAUUUAAGCUCAUACCUUAUAUAUCUAAGGGGUCAUGGUUGGUAAAGCAAAGUGUUGGGAAGAAAGCAUGUUUGGUUGGUCAAGCACUCGAAGUGACCUAUUUCCGUGGAGCAAAUUACUUGGAGCUUGACAUUGAUGUGGGCUCAUCCACAGUGGCACGAGGCGUGGUGAAUCUUGUUCUGGGUUACUUGAACAAUUUGAUUGUAGAAAUGGCAUUUUUAAUACAAGCUAACACGCAAGACGAACUACCAGAAUGCCUUCUUGGUACAUGCCGGUUGAAUCACAUGGAUACUGACAAAUCUGUUUCAGUUGAUUCCAUUAAUAAGUAGGCAAAACUCUGUGAUCAAGUUGACUUUUACAUGUAGGUGAUUCUUUUAGUCUCAGACCAAGUUAUACAUCAACAAUUGUAUAUAUCAUGUAUGAUGUACAGUUCAGUUUGUUAUGGCUUGCCAACAUA